AUGAGACUUCAAUCAGGUUCUUCUAAAUCUUCUGCUGAUGAACUGCGAGAAUUUUCGGAGUGGAUACUAAGCGUAAGAGACGGUAACGCCGGAGGUCCUAAUGAUGGCGAAGCCGUAAUUGAGGUUGCAAAAGAUAUUCUUAUAGAUCCAGGCCUCGAUCCAAUUUCAACAAUUGUUGAUAGCACUUAUCCAAACCUACAUGACCAUAUUUGGGAGGCUAAAUAUUUCCAAGAAAGAGCAAUUUUGGCGUCUACGAAUGAGAUAGUGGAGAUAGUCAAUGAUCAUGUUCUAUAUACCAUUCACGAAGAAGAGAAAGUGUAUUUGAGUUCGGACGCUAUAAGCAAAGAAGAGGGUAACUUCGGAGUACAUGAAAUGUACUCCACUGAAUUCCUCAAUACGAUAAGAUGCUCUGGUCUCCCGAAUCAUAGCAUACGAUUAAAGGUUGGUGCGCCAGUUAUGCUGCUAAGGAAUAUUGAUCAAACAUCUGGGUUAUGUAAUGGUACAAGGUUAGUCGUUAAACAUUUAGGCAAUCGUGUUAUUGAAGCAACUGUUAUUUCUGGAAGUAAUGUCGGAGAAAAGCCAACUUCUUCAUUAUUACAAUAUAGGCCACAAUCAGCUUGCCCCGAACUCUUGGCAAAACAUUUUGACCUUCUUGGCCGUUUGCGAGCUGAAGGGGGUUGA
Beta vulgaris subsp. vulgaris (sugar beet) is the source of this 681-nucleotide messenger RNA. RefSeq lists its product as uncharacterized. Bases 1 to 681 code for a protein of 226 amino acids. The transcript has 2 exons. Lineage: Eukaryota; Viridiplantae; Streptophyta; Magnoliopsida; Caryophyllales; Amaranthaceae. The record is from RefSeq and is a predicted model, not a curated record.